AUGGCGCCAGGUCAGCACCGAGUCGAACGGAUUGAGUACGAUCCUGGGAGAAGCGCUCACAUAGCUCUUCUGAGCAUCAAAGAAGGAAACAAAAUCAACUACUCGUACAUUGUUGCUUCUGACGGACUGAGAGCGGGGCAACAAAUAGAGAGCUUCAGAUCUGGAAUUCCAGAGCGGCUUAUCAAAGAGCUUGGUGAUACGUCGGAUGCCGGUCUACUGGCUACAAAGACUUGUCAUCCGGGCAACUGUCUACCUCUGCACAUGGUACCGCCUGGAACUGCAGUCUUCAACGUCGGAAAGGCAAAGCAUGGACCAGCGAAGUUUUGUCGCAGCGCUGGUACAUAUGCGACGGUGAUCGGCAAAAACGAAGGGGACGCGAAGUGGGCCGACUUUGUAGACGUAAAGCUCAAGAGUGGCGAGGUACUGCACAUACAGAAAGACUGUUGUUGCACAAUAGGAAUUGCAAGCAAUGUUGACUACAACCAUCGACAAUUGGGGAAGGCGGGGAGGAGCAGAUGGUUAGGGAUUCGGCCCACCGUCAGGGGAGUUGCCAUGAAUGCGAGUGAUCAUCCUCAUGGUGGUGGACGAGGGAAGUCAAAGGGAAAUCGAAACCCUGUCAGUCCGUGGGGAAUAUUGACCAAAGGCGGAUACAAAACGAGGAAGAAGUCGAAAGUCAAUCGAUACGUCGUCAAAGCUCGGCCACGGUCUGAAAGUAAGAAAGCCAAAAAAGCAAAGAAACUGAAAAAGAAUAAGUAG
This is a messenger RNA of Bacidia gigantensis, 756 nucleotides long. RefSeq lists its product as uncharacterized. The record is from RefSeq and is a predicted model, not a curated record. NCBI's taxonomy places the organism in Eukaryota, Fungi, Ascomycota, Lecanoromycetes, Lecanorales, Ramalinaceae. Gene Ontology annotation, molecular function: structural constituent of ribosome; RNA binding; transferase activity. Gene Ontology annotation, cellular component: large ribosomal subunit; ribosome. Gene Ontology annotation, biological process: cytoplasmic translation. Bases 1 to 756 code for a protein of 251 amino acids. The transcript has 2 exons.